Hyaena hyaena (striped hyena) is the source of this 3441-nucleotide messenger RNA. It is a transcript of the gene ZSWIM5, whose product is annotated as zinc finger SWIM-type containing 5. The coding region runs from base 1 to 3024 and encodes 1007 amino acids. The transcript is spliced from 13 exons. Gene Ontology annotation, molecular function: zinc ion binding. The record is from RefSeq and is a predicted model, not a curated record. Gene Ontology annotation, cellular component: Cul2-RING ubiquitin ligase complex. NCBI's taxonomy places the organism in Eukaryota, Metazoa, Chordata, Mammalia, Carnivora, Hyaenidae.
AUGAAAAUCUUUCAAGUUUCUUACCAUAGAAUCUCUAAACACACUUUCUUUGUUUCCUUAGGCUUCCAUCUCAGUGGUACAGUAACUGAGCCAGCUACUACUUCUGAACCAGCAGUGACUUACAAAGUUGCAAUCAGUUUUGAUCGAUGCAAAAUCACCUCAGUGACAUGUGGCUGUGGAAACAAAGACAUAUUCUACUGUGCUCAUGUGGUGGCACUCUCACUCUACAGGAUCCGUAAACCAGACCAAGUCAAAUUGCGUCUUCCUAUCUCAGAAACCCUUUUCCAGAUGAAUAGGGACCAGCUACAGAAGUUUAUUCAAUAUUUAAUCACGGCACACCACACUGAAGUUCUUCCUACUGCGCAGAAAUUGGCAGAUGAGAUUCUAUCUUCCAACUCAGAAAUCAACCAAGUGAAUGGUGCCCCUGACCCCACAGCUGGGGCCAGCAUUGAUGAUGAGAACUGUUGGCAUUUGGAUGAAGAACAAGUGAAAGAACAAGUGAAACUCUUUCUCUCCCAGGGUGGUUACUAUGGCUCUGGAAAGCAACUCAAUUCAAUGUUUGCCAAGGUUCGAGAGAUGCUGCGGAUGAGAGAUACCAAUGGAGCCAGGAUGCUGACGCUGAUAACUGAGCAGUUUAUGGCUGACCCACGACUCACACUCUGGAGGCAGCAAGGAACAAGCAUGACAGAUAAGUGCAGGCAGCUCUGGGAUGAGCUCGGGGCCUUAUGGGUAUGCAUCAUUUUAAACCCACACUGCAAACUGGAAGAAAAAUCCUGUUGGCUGCAACAACUGCAGAGGUGGAGUGACCUGGAUGUCUGUCCCCUGGAGGAUGGGAACUAUGGGCAUGAGUUGCCCAACAUCACCAAUGCACUUCCCCAGAAUGCCAGUCACAGCCCAGACUCCUUAUCCAGACCAAGACGAACAGUGUUCACUAGAGCCAUCGAGGGCCGUGAAUUACAUUGGCAGGACAGCCAUUUACAGCGAAUAAUAAGCAGCGAUAUAUAUACAGCUCCUGCCUGCCAGCAGGAAAGCGAGAGACUACUGUUUAAUUCCCAAGGCCAGCCACUUUGGCUUGAGCAUGUGCCUACAGCCUGUGCUCGGGUUGAUGCCCUGCGUUCCCAUGGUUAUCCAAAAGAGGCUCUCAGACUCACAGUGGCCAUUAUCAAUACUCUGAGGUUGCAGCAGCAACGGCAGCUGGAAAUCUACAAGCAUCAGAAGAAAGAACUGUUACAGAGAGGAACCACAACCAUCACAAACCUGGAAGGUUGGGUGGGCCAUCCACUGGAUCCCAUUGGCUGCCUGUUUCUCACUUUGACUGAGGCCUGCCGUCUGAACGAUGAUGGCUAUCUGGAAGUGUCAGAUAUGAAUGAAAGCAGACCCCCUGUGUACCAGCAUGUACCUGUGGCUACAGGCUGCCCAAACAGCCAUGAGUCCUACCUGUCAUUGGCCCUGGAAGUUGCGCUGAUGGGGAUGGGUCAACAGAGGGUGAUGCCUGAAGGCCUCUACGCACAGGACAAGGUGUGCCGUAAUGAGGAGCAGCUCCUAAGUCGACUUCAGGAGCUACAGCUGGACGAUGAGCUAGUGAAAACACUGCAGAAACAGUGUAUCUCACUACUGGAAGGGGGCCCCUUCAGUGGUUUAGGAGAAGUCAUUCACCGAGAGAGUGUUCCCAUGCAUACCUUUGCCAAGUAUUUAUUCUCAGCUCUGCUGCCUCAUGAUCCAGACCUGUCCUAUAAAUUAGCCUUACGUGCCAUGAGGUUACCUGUUCUAGAAAGCUCAACUUCUACAGGAGACACUUCUCACCCUCAUCAUAUGGUAUCUGUGGUGCCCAGCCGUUAUCCUCGCUGGUUCACGCUUGGACACUUGGAAUCACAGCAGUGUGAACUGGCCUCCACCAUGCUGACUGCUGCCAAAGGGGACACUCUGAGGCUCCGAACAAUUCUGGAUGCAAUACAGAAGCACAUCCAUUCUUCCUCCCUCAUCUUCAAACUGGCCCAAGACGCAUUCAAGAUUGCUACUCCCACGGACAGUAGUACUGACAGCACUCUGCUCAACGUGGCUUUGGAGCUGGGGUUACAGGUGAUGAGGAUGACCUUAUCAACUCUUAACUGGAGGCGCCGGGAGAUGGUGCGGUGGUUGGUGACAUGUGCUACAGAAGUGGGUGUGCGGGCCCUGGUGAGCAUUUUGCAGAGCUGGUACACACUCUUCACUCCCACCGAGGCUACUAGCAUUGUGGCUGCCACAGCUGUAUCUCACACCACUAUCCUGCGCCUCAGUCUUGACUAUCCACAGCGGGAGGAGCUAGCUAGCUGUGCUCGCACACUGGCUCUACAGUGUGCCAUGAAGGAUCCACAGAGCUGUGCCCUGUCAGCCCUUACACUCUGUGAGAAAGACCACAUUGCCUUUGAGGCAGCCUACCAGAUCGCCAUUGAUGCUGCCACUGGUGGCAUGACACAUUCACAACUGUUCACCAUUGCCCGCUACAUGGAGCUCCGUGGCUACCCGCUACGUGCCUUCAAGUUGGCCUCGCUGGCCAUGAGCCAUCUCAACCUGGCGUACAACCAGGAUACCCAUCCAGCCAUCAAUGAUGUGCUCUGGGCAUGUGCCCUCAGCCACUCUCUGGGCAAGAAUGAACUGGCGGCCCUCAUUCCCCUCGUGGUGAAAAGUGUGCACUGUGCCACAGUGCUUUCAGACAUCUUGCGGCGCUGCACAGUGACUGCACCUGGCCUGGCUGGUAUCCCAGGCCGCCGCAGCUCUGGAAAGCUCAUGUCCACUGACAAAGCUCCACUGCGCCAGCUGCUGGACGCCACCAUCAAUGCCUAUAUCAACACUACACACUCACGCCUGACACACAUCAGCCCUCGCCACUAUGGAGAGUUCAUUGAGUUUCUGAGCAAGGCUCGGGAGACCUUCCUGCUGCCCCAGGAUGGCCACCUGCAAUUUGCCCAAUUCAUCGACAACCUCAAACAAAUCUACAAAGGCAAGAAGAAGCUGAUGCUGCUGGUACGAGAGCGCUUUGGCUGAGAAAGCAGACUCAAUCACUGCCAGGGCAGCCUGGGCUCCCAGGUACCACAGGUCAGGCCAAGGACACCAAAACAUUUGUCCACCCUGAGAGGACUCUGAGCACCUGUGGCUGAAGCCAAAGGACCACAGGGCUAAGCAUGGGAGAGUCCAACUCUAGCCAAUAUGCCUUCCUUGGCAAGGUUCUCACUACAGCCCACUGUUCCUGAAGGAACUGGGCCCUGCAGAUCGAUCAGAAACCCCACAACAUGCCACCUCACGCCCCUAUAUCCUGCGUGUCCUGGGCAUUGGCCCACUCUCCCUUGGCAAACACAGAACACUGUUCCGUCUCAGGGAUUGCUUAACCAGAGAAACAGAAGCAUUUAUGGUACUGUAAAUACUAUAGUAUAUGUGUUGCCAAUUACAUUGUAAAGUUGUAAC